Messenger RNA from Calliphora vicina (urban bluebottle blowfly), 2419 nucleotides. Its product is annotated as solute carrier family 23 member 1. The record is from RefSeq and is a predicted model, not a curated record. Gene Ontology annotation, molecular function: transmembrane transporter activity. NCBI's taxonomy places the organism in Eukaryota, Metazoa, Arthropoda, Insecta, Diptera, Calliphoridae. The coding region runs from base 208 to 1941 and encodes 577 amino acids. The transcript is spliced from 8 exons. Gene Ontology annotation, cellular component: membrane. Gene Ontology annotation, biological process: transmembrane transport.
CUCAAUAACAUUUGACGAGAUCACAGUUAUUUACGGUUAAUUUAAAUGAAUUAAAAACAAAAUCGUGUUACCGAUAAAAAGGAAAAUAUCUAUAAAUAAAAAAUAUCUUGUUGCUAUUAGUGUACAAUAUAUAUUUAUGUAUAUUUAUAUUGUACAUUAUUGUAUAUAAAAAGUCAAGGAUAUAAUAAAAAGUGUUAUUUGUAGAUCAUGGAGUUGGCCAGUGUUACAAUUGAUGCAACUCAAUCUAUCCCAGAAAAUGAAGCCAAAACAAAUGAUUCUCAGUACGAUAAGGAUUUAGGUGUCAAGAAAACAUCGAAGCUCUUGUAUGGCAUAAAUGAUAAUCCUCCUUGGUAUCUGAGUAUAUUUUUAGCAUUUCAACAUUAUUUAACAAUGAUUGGUGCGAUAGUUUCGAUACCAUUUAUUUUAACACCAGCUCUUUGUAUGUCAGACGAGGAUCCAAACCGUGGAAUUAUCAUUUCGACAAUGAUUUUUGUAACUGGUAUAGUGACAUAUGUUCAAGCAACCUGGGGAGUUCGUUUACCAAUUGUUCAGGGUGGUACGAUAUCGUUUUUGGUUCCUACAUUGGCCAUACUGGCGUUGCCACAAUGGAAAUGUCCACCCGAUGAUGAAAUCAAAGAAAUGGACGAAGAUAGUCGUCAAGAACUGUGGCAGGUGCGCAUGCGUGAGUUAUCAGGUGCAAUCGCAGUUUCAGCCAUGGUACAAGUCAUUUUGGGUUACACAGGCCUAGUGGGUAAAAUCCUUCGAUUUGUAACUCCCCUGACAAUUGUGCCAACAGUAUCAUUGGUGGGACUAACGUUAUUUGAACAUGCUGCAGAAACAGCCGCGAAGCAUUGGGGUAUUGCGGUAGGGACUACAUCUAUGUUAACAUUAUUCUCUCAAAUAAUGUCAAAUGUUGCCAUACCCAUGCCAGUUUAUCGAAAAGGUCACGGUCUUGAGUUUCGACCAUUUCUGCUGUUUCGUUUGUUUCCGGUGCUUUUAACAAUAAUGUUAAUGUGGGGCCUGUGUGGAAUUCUUACGCUGACUAAUGUAUUCGAGGAAGGUCAUCCAUCUAGGACCGAUGUACGCAUUAAUGUCUUAACUAAUGCUAAAUGGUUUUACAUUCCAUAUCCAGGACAAUUUGGUUUACCAUCUGUUACUUUAUCCGGUGUUUUGGGUAUGCUUGCUGGGGUUUUGGCAUGUACCGUAGAAUCGUUGAGCUAUUACCCAACAGUAUCCCAAAUGGCAGAAGCUCAAUCACCACCAUUACAUGCCAUAAAUCGUGGUAUUGGUACUGAAGGAUUAGGUACAGUUUUAGCUGGUCUUUGGGGUGCAGGCAAUGGUACAAAUACCUUUGGUGAGAAUGUUGGCGCCAUUGGAGUCACAAAGAUCGGAUCUAGACGUGUUAUACAAUGGGCAGCAUUUAUAAUGAUCUUACAAGGUGUUAUUGGAAAGUUUGGAGCUGUUUUCAUUUUAAUUCCAGACUCUGUAGUUGGCGGCAUAUUUUGUGUUAUGUUUGGUAUGAUUGUGGCGUUUGGCCUAUCCACAUUGCAAUAUGUAGACUUACGAUCUGCUCGAAACCUUUACAUACUUGGUCUAUCAAUAUUUUUCCCUAUGGUAUUAUGCAAAUGGAUACAGCAACAUCCGGAUGCCAUUCGAACUGGAAACGAUACAGUUAAUUCGACACUGACCGUGCUAUUGGGUACCACCAUUCUAGUGGGUGGUCUAUUAGGCUGCUUACUGGAUAACAUAAUUCCUGGAACUCCAGAGGAACGUGGACUUGUAAAUUGGGCCAAGGAAAUGCCUCUUGGUGAUGACAAUAUUAACGAUGGUACUGCAACAGAUUAUGAUUUUCCCUAUGGCAUGGAAACGUUAAAGCGCUGGAAGUGGACUUAUUAUGUACCUUUCUUACCCACGUAUAAAUUACAAACAAAAGAUAGUUGAACAUUUAAAAUGUCACUUCAUUUCAACGUACAUAUGUACAUAUGUAUGUACAAUGGAAAUGAUCUUAGAAAAUAGAAUUGCUUUGGAUGGGUCUUAUUCAGUUCAUUAGUUGCUAAAACUAACUAUUGCUAAAUAUACUUAAGUGAAAUCGAAUAACUACAACCCGUAUCGAUAAUCGAUUGAAAGUUAUAAAAUUGGGUAAAUAAUGGUACAUUUUUUGAUUUCUUAAAAUUUUUUCAUAAAAAUCUUAUCUUCUAGAGAAACUAUCUUCAUCAGAAAAAGUACCAUUAUUUAUACAAUCGCACUUAAAUUUAACAUCAGUUAGUUUAGCUACUGAAGAACAAAAUAAGACUUAUCCAAAGCAAAUCUAUUUUUGUAGAUAAUUUUUAUUGAAAAUUUUAUUUUUUUUAUAUUAAAAUUAUUUUACGUUUAUACAUAUCAACAUUUUUACCUAAUAAAUAAACAUUAUUUUCAUUAA